Molecule: messenger RNA, 126 nt
Organism: Cetraspora pellucida
Lineage: Eukaryota; Fungi; Glomeromycota; Glomeromycetes; Diversisporales; Gigasporaceae
Source: the annotation of a GenBank genome assembly
AUGUUCAAUAAAAAAAUGAAUUUACACAAAUUAGUGAUUUUAAAUUCUAAUAAUGCACAUUUAGAUAGAGAAAACAGAAUUGUCUUCGUACGCAAUUAUUGUAGUGGUCCUCUCUUUGAAGUCUAA